Molecule: messenger RNA, 1136 nt
Organism: Gaeumannomyces tritici R3-111a-1
Lineage: Eukaryota; Fungi; Ascomycota; Sordariomycetes; Magnaporthales; Magnaporthaceae
Exons: 2
Coding region: 231-1136 (301 amino acids)
Source: RefSeq, a predicted model, not a curated record
CACAGAAGAUGCGGGGAUCGUCAGGCAUCGCCACCCGCCUUCGCUGCGAAGUAUAUAAGUAGAAGUAGACUGCGGCCAAGCCCUGUAAGCAUGGAUCGUGGUUCAAAGCUUCGAGUGUUCACUCUCUAUCGGGCAUUGGCCUCUGCCAUCUACCGCCAUGGCCGAAGACGCCCUCAAACUUGCCAACCUCGCCCAGCGCCUCCAGGUUCCAGCCGCGGGGCACAUUCUGCAUGGUCAUCACCUGGCAGCCCGACACCCCAGAGGUGCAUCCCACCGUGGAUCUCAACACGGCGACCACGGUCAGCAAGCCGCCCAAAGACACCUCCAACAGCUUCGCCUCCCGAUUCAAGGCGUGCAGCGGCACGACCGUAGGCGACUUCAAGCUCCCGAAAGUCGCGCCCCUCGUAUUCCCGCCAGAGGCCGAGCCGGAUCUCGACUUUGCUGGCGAUGGCAGCGGAGGAGACGCGGACGGCGGCGGCGUCAAGGGCAAGUUCAAAAAGGCCAAGGCCUCUUACGACGACUACGUCGACCGCCGCGAGCAGGCGACCUGGGCCGCCGAGAACCCAGACAAUCUCCUCGCGACGCAAACCCAGGCGACGUUCAGGAGCAAGUACUCGGACCCGAACCACCCGGCCAGCAUCGACCCCCUCGGCUCGUACCUGACGAACGGGCUCACGGACCGGGUGCACCUCCACUCCAGGGCCCGGACCGAGGCCGCCCAGCUGCAGGCCCGGAACGCGGCCGCCGACGCGCAGGAGCGCUCGAAAGCUGCGCAGGCGCAAGCGCAAAAGGCCGUGGCCGAGGCCAAGGCGAGGGAUGACGCGGCGCUGGUGCAGGCCAUGCAGGCCCGGGCGCGGGCCGGGUACACGUCGCCUCCUCUUCCUCGGGCGGCGGCGGCCGCGACGCCCCAGUACGGCGGUGCUGUCGUUCCCGGAGCCGGCCGUGGUGUGGCAGCGCCUGUUAUACCUCCGGUGCAGCUUAACGCGCUGUCUCAGGCCCUUGUGGACGGCUCGCAGAAGCUGGUCGAGACCCAGAACAGGUACAUCGCCGCGGGCACCAAGGCCCUGCAGGAUGUGAUGAGAAGGGAUAUGACUUAUCUGAUGGUGGUUAACUUGUCGGACGGGGAGCAGCAGUAG